Molecule: messenger RNA, 5764 nt
Organism: Argiope bruennichi
Lineage: Eukaryota; Metazoa; Arthropoda; Arachnida; Araneae; Araneidae
Product: kinase suppressor of Ras 2-like
Exons: 19
Coding region: 296-3067 (923 amino acids)
Biological process (GO): protein phosphorylation
Molecular function (GO): protein binding; protein kinase activity; ATP binding
Source: RefSeq, a predicted model, not a curated record
UCCUUUUUGAAACCAAUGAAUCCGUAAUUUCAUUUAAAUUCUGUGGUGUUUCAGACCGUAUCUUCGAAAACACCGGAAGUUAUUAAGCUGGUAUUGCAGCUUGAUUGUAUUUCUUUUGAGGGCAACAGUUGUUUAUGAGAUGGCCGUACAAAAUAUUCCAUCAUGGCUGGCUGUAUAUAGCAGUCAGAAGGAUGGAAAUAAACAUUGCUGUAUUUAUCUGUAAUUUGCUUCAAAUUGCAGUUUGCAGUCAUCAUGCACGGAUGUCUGUCAAUAAAGAAAAUACGGGACUAAAAUCAUGGCUAAUAAUGAAACUGAGGACAGUAUUCUCAAAGCGAUAGAAGCAUGCAACACCGCUCAAGCAAUGAUAGAUAUAAAUGCGGAACAUCUUGACGGAUUGCGAACCCAGUGCGCUACCAGUGCAGAAUUGACACAACAUGAAAUUAGAACGUUGGAGAGUAAGCUGAUAAAAUUAUUUAGCCGGCAGUUAAUAGCUAAACAAAAAUGUCCAGAGAGUGCAUCUUUACCAGAAUUGGUUCAAUAUCCUCGCCUACAAAAAUGGCUCCAAGUUGUUGGCCUGUGUCAAAACUCCAUGGAAAAUAUAAGUACAAAAAUUGCUACUAUGGAACUGCUGCUAAAAUUACCUGAGCAAGAAGUCAAAGAUGUGAUGCGUUUAUCUGAAGCCAAAGAUGAGGAGAAAAGAAGACUGUUAAUAGCUCUUAGAAACUUAAAAGCUUAUACUGAACGUCAAAUACGAGGUGAAAUGACUACAGCAGCAGACUUAGAUUUACAUUGGGAUUCUUGGGACAGAAAUUCUACAAUAAGUUCUUCACCUCGAACUCACCAUCAGCGACGAGUAGCUAGGUCUUCUGUACCUUCAGAAGAACUAUUGAAAAGCACACCAACACAUGGUCCUCAAUCAGCGCCAACAAGUAUGAGCUCUAGCCUCCAUGGAGGACAUCAUUUAGGUCACAUAUCCAUCUCUUCAUCAUCUUCUGUUAUAUCCUCUGCGCACCAUGGACCUUGGUCACCUACUCUUAAUUCCACACUCUCUCCUAAUAUCACAUCCCCUCGUGAAAGAAGAUACACUCCACCUCAUACACCUCCUAUGUCUGGUAAGAGGACUGAGGCCAAGAAGUUUCCAACUACUCCACCCCCAAGUAAAAAACAUCAGACCAAUCUCCUGCCAGAUCUAUAUCCAUUAACCAAGAGCAAAUCCCAUGAAGAGCAUUUAGCCAAUAGAAUCGAAUCUACAGAUAACGUGAUUCCAAGUCAAAAUGACAAUGUUCCUCGUCGUAGAUUAGCUACGGAACCAGGUUUGGAAUCAUCUGGAUUUUAUGGUCAAAUAUCUCCUCUAAUAUCAUCACCAAAUAGGUCUCCUCCUUUUGCAAGUCCAGAUCAGCAAGCAGAUGGAUGUUUUAUUGAUGAUUCUUCUGCUCAAGAUGCAUCUCUUUCCGCACCAAAAUCUCCUAGACCUCAUGGUAUGGUCCAUGCAAUUCACCAUAGAUUCACUUCUUCUCUAAAAGUUACGACUUGUCAAUUUUGUGAGAAACCCAUGUUUUUUGGUUAUAAGUGUAAAGAAUGCAAAUUCCGUUGUCAUAGGGAUUGCGUUGACAAAGUGCCUCCAUCAUGUGGUCUGCCUAAUGAAUUAGUAGAUAUAUUUGCCCAAACAAUGAAAAACGACGAAAACCGGUCUCCUAUGCCUUCAAGGAAUCUGAUAGCCAGUCCUGGAAAUGCAAUGAAAAGUGAAAGUGCUCGUGAGCGCAAGUGGUCUCGCCAGCAGCAGCAGUUGAUCAGCCUUCCAGCUUUUCCUGCUCCUGAUUCCUCAUCAAAUACAUCAUCUUGCAACUCAUCCACACCAUCUUCUCCUGCUCUUCUCAGUGCUGCUCAGCAGACGCCGCCAGCUGCUGCUCGCAUUCAUCAGUUCCAAUUCCCAGAUGUAGAUACUAAUAAAGAAAUAACUUUAGAAACUAAGCCUUUGGUUGAUAAUGAAAUGGUUGAAACUCAGAAAUCUAAUGACAGUGAUAAGACUGUUGGAUCUGGAAGUACGGAUUCUGAAAAGACUUUAGCUGGCCGUGUAGAUUCACAGGAUAGCCAAGUAUCUGACGUGGAUCCUAGUGAAAGAUCAUGGCCUAGACAAAAUAGUCUAUCUUUACGAGAAUGGGAUAUUCCAUUUGAUGAGCUUGACAUCUAUGAGGAAGUUGGAACAGGAAGAUUUGGAACUGUGUACAAGGGAAACUGGCAUGGUAGUGUUGCAAUUAAAAUGUUGGAUAUGGAUCAUGUAGAUGACAAAAAAACACUUGAAACUUUUAAGCAAGAGGUAGCAACUUUUCGAAAAACACGUCAUGAAAAUUUAGUUCUUUUUAUGGGUGCCUGUAUGAAACCUCCUAAAUUGGCAAUUGUUACAAGUUUAUGCAAGGGAAUGACUCUCUAUACUCAUAUUCAUCUCCGGAAAGAUAAAUUUAAUUUGAACCGGACAAUCACCAUAGCUCAGCAGAUAUCGCAGGGAAUGGGAUAUCUUCAUGCUAGAGAUAUUAUUCAUAAAGAUCUUAAAACAAAAAACAUUUUCUUUGAAAAUGGCAAGGUUGUAAUAACUGAUUUUGGGCUAUUUUCAGUCACAAAAUUAUGUCAUGGUAACAGGAAAGGUGAAUGGUUAACUAUACCUAAAGGCUGGCUUUGUUAUCUGGCGCCAGAAGUCAUUCGUAGCUUAAAAGCUGGAAGCCAACAAGAAAAUGACAAUUUGCCUUUUUCUAGAUCCUCAGAUAUUUAUGCCUUUGGAACUGUAUGGUAUGAAUUGUUGUGUGGCGAGUGGCCUUUUCAUGGUCAACCUUCAGAGGCCAUUAUUUGGCAGGUUGGUAAGGGUGUGAAGCAAACCUUAGCAAAUAUACAAGCUUCUCGGGAUGUUAAAGAUAUCUUGAUGACUUGUUGGGCUUAUAAAGAUACAGAACGUCCUGAGUUUAGCAAAAUCCUCAUGAUGCUUUCACGCCUUCCUAUGCUUCCAAAGAAGCGACUGGCACGAAGUCCGUCGCACCCCAUUCAUCUGUCACGGUCUGCUGAGUCCGUUUUCUGAACAGUUUGUGAUUUUUCAAAAGAGAGUUAUCAACUGUAUGUUAUAUUUGCUGUGUGCAUUUGUAUAUAUUUAAACAGUUUAAUGUGAAUGUUGCAUUACUCUUGUGGUAUCAGAUUCAAGGACUAUUGCCAUUUGAUUAUCAUUCUUCUGUGAAGAUGUUUCUCUUGGGUAUUGAAAAACACAAUGCAAGUUUCAAAGUUUAGUCAAAACACACACACAUAUAUAUAUGUGUCUAUACACAUAUAUACAUUCCUAAUAUGCAUUCAUGUGUCCAAUUACUGAUUUCAUAUUAAUUUCAUGGUUUUCUUAUAUAUCUUUAAAUAUUAAGUUGUUUUAUAAAUACUGUUAAUGAAGCGAAACUGUAGUAUUUCCCGAUUCAACAGAUAUGUUUACUUUUUGAUUGACAGUGUUGCAUAAACUUUGUUUUAAAUGUUUCUGGUUUUAAAAUUUUUGGAGGAGAGAGAAUUUUUUAAAAAUAAACUCUAGAUCCUAUCUGCUAAUAAAGGAAGUAAUGAUAAUAAGACAUUUUAUUUGUCUAUUUUCUUAAGUUUUAUAAUUAGUUAACAAAUUUGUUUUUGUUUCAAUAAUUUUUACUUUAAAAAUUGACAUAAUGCAGUUCUUGAAAUCAUAUUCAACUUUGUGUACAUGAUGAACUUGUGACUUACUCAAUGUCCUAGCCUUUGGCAAUAGUCCUGGAAUAUCGAGGGAUUUGAAUUUAAGAAAUAAAAGCUCAGAGAACAAUUCUAGGAAUGAUGCUGCAAAGUAAAUUGUGAGUGUGUUUCGACUCUCUCCUUAUAAUUAUUAUUGUAAAAGAACAAUUAUUUUUGCCUGGAGGAAAUAUAUAUAUAUUAUUUAAACUGCUACUAAAUAUGUGUAUAUAUGAUGAAUGUAUGUGUGGGAUUUAUUUAUUCUUUAAUUCUACUAAAGCUUCAAAUAUCCAAAAUGAUGGUUGAGUCAGCCCAUUUAUUUAGGAGGAAAAAUUUUUAUGCCAAAUAUUGUAACAUGGACUGUCAUAAAUUAAAGCUAUUUUUAUGACAAUUCGUUUAUAUUAUCGAAACAGUGAUUUUUAUUGAAUAAAUAAAUACAAACUCUAACAAAUGAGUUGCAAAUUUCAAUCAGUCGAAAUACGUCAAGAGCAUCCUUUCCAAAAUGUUAUUAUAUUGUUUACAUUAGAAAACUUUAUUUAGCUUAGAAUUUUGAAUGCAUUUUUUGAUUCCUUGCUCAAAGGCAUCCUUUUGUUUUGCUUUUUUUUUUUUUUUUUAAAUUAUGGGGGGGGGAAUUGUGCAUUUGCUUCUUAUAAUAUCAGAAGCUCAUUCAAUUUCAAGCAAAUACUUCUGACAAUGUGUAUUGCUUUUACAAUGAAAAUGAUGUAGAAGUGUUAUAUCAAAAUUUUAAUGGAAGCUACACUUUUAACUUUUUUUUAUUUACGGUAAAUUAUUAAUGAAUUUACUUAUUGCACUUUAUAUAGCAUAAGAAACAGAUUGUAAUGAGUUUUAAAAGUAUAUUAAAACAAAGGUGUGUAAGUUUUUUUUUUUUUUUUUCCCUCGCAAAGGCAUAUUUUCUGAGAAAUUUUAGAUUGGUUAAUGCUUUGAGUAUUUCAGCUCUUUUGUUGAUAACCAAAUUUGUUGUUUCUAUUUUGCCUUCCAAGUAAAAAUAUUUUAUGAAAUAACAAUUUUAAAAUGCAUAUAUUUUAUUCAAAAAAUCACUGUAUUUUUAAAUUUCUUGUGUGUAUCAGAUUUUGAAUGAUAGGUCUAUUAGAGCUUUGAUUAUAUUACACUACUACUUUAAUGUUUGUUUAAAAAUGUUUAUUUUUUAAACUUAUAUGCAUUUACCAAAAAAUAUAAUACAUUUAAAAAUACCAAAGGUACUAGUCACUGUGCUGUAUUUUUCUGCACUUGUAGUUUUGUGUAUAUAAGUGUAUAUUUCGAUCAUUUUUGUAUUUUCAUUUUCAUACUUAUCUUCAUUUAUAUAUUAUGUUAAAGGACAAUCAUGUGAUUGUUCCUGUAAGUAAAAUAUUUGUUCAUAUUCAUACAGUUAAAAGAAUUUGCUGUUUACAUAUAUGUAUUGGUUAUCUCAUUCUAAUAUAUUGGAUUUGUUUCUACACAUAUUUUGAAGGGUGUUACAAAAUAAUUUAGAUUUUUUUUUUCAAUCAAAUAAAUCAAACAAAAAAUUCUAAAAAAAAUCAAACAAAAAGUUUCACAUUGCUUGUUAUGUAAUAAAGGCUUAAAAUCUUAUUUUGUUUCGAAAAUAAAUCUAAUUGUAAAUUGGCACAAACUUUUUAAUAUAAUACUGAAUGAGAAAAUUUUUACUCAUAAUUUAAAUCGUAUUUGUAACUUUCAAGAUUGUUAGCAAUUAGGCAAAAAUAUUUUGUAUUAAAUUUGAUUAAAUGAAUUUCAUUGGUGAAUCAGAGACAAAUUAAUCAAAAAUAAUUAUAAGGUUGAGUUUAUCUUGGUAUGUUUCAAAAUAUAGUUAAUCUUUCAAGUAUUUUAUUUGAAAAGUAUUCAAGUAUAUAUUAAAUCAUUUAUGUUAAUUCAUUGUGCAUUAAAUCUGAUUAUUUUAGAUGACAAUGUGCAAUUCUACCAUUUUCUUAAACAUUUUUAAGAUCACAACACAUAACUCAAAUGCUUGCCCCUUCAAAUUAUUUUAAAGUUGCAUAUAUGAUGAAUAAAAGUAAUGCAAUCUUUAAAAAAAAAAAAA